GCAGGCUUCUCUAUUCGUGCCGUCCACCUCUUAUAGAACAUUCUAUCCUCUUCUCCCCUAUCCUCAUCCCAAGCAAACAAUUUACAACUUUCCAAAAGAGAAAAGAAAUCUUGAUACAACAUGGCCGAAGGAAUCGAUAGAAGGGAGGAUGCUCGUCUUGAGUUCAGCACCAGCAAGGAGGUUACAGUGGCACCUACCUUCGAGGCCAUGCACCUGAAGGAAGGCCUCCUUCGCGGAAUCUACGCCUACGGUUACGAAUCUCCUUCUGCCGUUCAGAGCAGAGCCAUCGUCCAGAUCUGCAAAGGUCGCGAUACCAUCGCCCAGGCUCAAUCCGGAACCGGUAAAACCGCAACUUUCUCCAUCUCCAUCCUACAAGUCAUCGACACGGCGGUUCGUGAAACCCAGGCACUAGUCCUUUCCCCUACCCGAGAACUCGCGACCCAGAUUCAGUCCGUCGUCAUGGCGCUCGGUGACUACAUGAACGUUCAGUGCCACGCUUGUAUCGGCGGGACCAACGUUGGCGAGGACAUACGCAAGCUCGAUUAUGGCCAACACGUCGUCUCCGGCACACCCGGUCGCGUAGCGGACAUGAUUCGCCGUAGGAACUUGAGAACCAAACACAUUAAGAUGCUGGUUCUAGACGAGGCAGACGAAUUGCUCAAUCGUGGGUUCAGAGAACAGAUUUAUGAUGUUUACCGCUAUCUUCCCCCGAGCACCCAGGUUGUCGUCGUAUCCGCUACCCUCCCCUACGACGUUCUGGACAUGACUACGAAGUUCAUGACAGACCCCGUCCGCAUCCUUGUCAAGCGUGACGAAUUGACCCUCGAAGGGCUGAAACAAUACUUCAUCGCUGUCGAAAAGGAAGAAUGGAAAUUCGACACUCUCUGUGAUCUCUACGACACCCUCACAAUCACACAAGCAGUCAUUUUCUGCAACACACGUAGAAAGGUCGACUGGCUAACGGAGAAGAUGCGCGAGGCGAACUUCACUGUCUCCGCCAUGCACGGAGAAAUGCCGCAGAAAGAGCGCGAUGCUAUCAUGCAGGAGUUCCGCCAGGGAAAUUCUCGCGUGCUCAUCUCCACCGAUGUUUGGGCCCGAGGUAUCGAUGUUCAGCAGGUCUCUUUGAAUUAUAUUCAUAGAAUUGGUAGAUCUGGCCGUUUCGGUCGCAAAGGUGUCGCUAUCAACUUUGUCACAAGCGAGGACGUCAGAAUCUUGCGUGAUAUCGAACUUUUCUACAGUACUCAAAUCGACGAAAUGCCAAUGAACGUUUCGGAUCUGCUCUCGUAGGCAAUUUUUCUUCAUUUUCCAGAUCAUGCUUUUGAGAAAAGCCCGAGCUCCAGAAACAAAAAAAGGGGGCAAGGCCGGUCAUCGAGGGGAGGAAAUGGGGCUGCAUUUUCACUGGUGAGCCUACAUUUGCAUUUUUUCUUAUUAUGAACGGGUUUCAGGUCCGGGAGGAAAUCUUCGGUUGGCUGAUGGAUGGCUGGUGUUUGGAGUUCUUUUUUCCUUACAACAAAAAAAAAAAAUUCACGAAGUCUUUUUUAUUUUUCCACAACUCCUAAUGAGUAGAAUGACAGGGAGUCGAGAUGGUAAGGCUUAUUGCGUUGAGAGGCGAGAAUUGGAUUUUUAACUGGGGAUAAUACAAUAGUCACUAUUC
Messenger RNA from Tuber melanosporum (Perigord truffle), 1654 nucleotides. RefSeq lists its product as uncharacterized. The record is from RefSeq and is a predicted model, not a curated record. The coding region runs from base 121 to 1287 and encodes 388 amino acids. The transcript is spliced from 4 exons. Gene Ontology annotation, cellular component: catalytic step 2 spliceosome; nucleolus. NCBI's taxonomy places the organism in Eukaryota, Fungi, Ascomycota, Pezizomycetes, Pezizales, Tuberaceae. Gene Ontology annotation, molecular function: mRNA binding; RNA helicase activity; ATP binding.